Hypoxylon trugodes is the source of this 290-nucleotide messenger RNA. RefSeq lists its product as uncharacterized. The coding region runs from base 1 to 255 and encodes 84 amino acids. The record is from RefSeq and is a predicted model, not a curated record. The transcript is spliced from 3 exons. Lineage: Eukaryota; Fungi; Ascomycota; Sordariomycetes; Xylariales; Hypoxylaceae.
AUGCAUUGCUACUGUGCCAACUACUAUGGAGCAGUUAACUGCCAAAACAAAGUCUCUAACUUUGGCCAGCGGUGUAAACUGUGUAUAGCUCUAAAUGAGGGUAGGUCGGCAAAAGACCCAUCUGAUCCCUUCAAAAUCACAUCCAACGACUACGCGUACGACAGCGAUGUUAUCGAAGAUGACGACUCAAGUCAAGACGACGAGGAAAGCCAGCGCGGUCGGUCGAGGGAGCGAAGCAAGAGCUCUUCAAAGUAAAUACUGAAUCGGGUUGUAUGAUACUCGAGGGUGCU